Molecule: messenger RNA, 5913 nt
Organism: Salvelinus fontinalis (brook trout)
Lineage: Eukaryota; Metazoa; Chordata; Actinopteri; Salmoniformes; Salmonidae
Gene: slmapa
Product: sarcolemma associated protein a
Exons: 22
Coding region: 1451-3997 (848 amino acids)
Biological process (GO): regulation of membrane depolarization during cardiac muscle cell action potential; protein localization to plasma membrane; regulation of voltage-gated sodium channel activity
Molecular function (GO): protein binding
Source: RefSeq, a predicted model, not a curated record
AUUGGCGCUUACCGGUCUGUUUGUGUGUAUUAUUUAAUUUCAGUUAUGGCUACGGAUUCUUGUGGAGGAGGACAAGUCAUUUGAAAGUUUACCCAGUUCAGCGGAAUAAUUCUGUAAAAUCACAUCUUGUGCCAUCGAUAAGUGUGGCUUAACUUGGGAAUCUUCAGAAGAUUAGCUACUGGACUGGGGAUGCAGCCAAAACUCGUCUCAGUUUUCCGUGUCUGCUCUGUCAGCUAGCUAGCUAACUAGCUAGCCAGGCUAUCCAUCCUAGCUAACUCUUUCCGACUCUGCUAACGUUUGCUUUUUUGAAGAGGGCCCAGCUUACUAGCUAGCGUUACUUGUCUUUUAGUUGCUUGUCUCAAAUUGACUAUUUUUCCUGAAGUAGCGUUAUUCAAGCGUUCAAGAGUUGGUUGAGCACUAGUCGACCCGAAGAGGCCGCUCCGGCUAAAUUACAAGUUAUUAGCACGUUAGCUUAGUUAGCCAUAUAACGUUAGCUAGCUUUUUUUGUUGUUGAAUUUCUAUAGCUAUAUCUGGGUAGUUGCCAACAAACAGCAGGGUUUUUGUAUUGGGCAUAUCAAUCUCUACAUCCCGCUGCAAUACCCAUUUUAGAUGUAAGGGUGUCUUUGCAGCAGUUUGGAACAUUUGACUUCGAGAUUAGAAAGAUUUGUUGCUGUUCAGGGCCCUGAAACUCAAUAUUAGCUUGCUAGUCUGCCUGAGUUGGGAGUGGCUAGAGGUUUGCAUUAGCUGGUUAGCGAGCUAGCUAACAAACAAGGUCAGAUGUUCUUAUAUCGCACCCGUCUAUAGUGCGUAGGAUAAACAAAACGUAGUAACACAAACUCUAUAGAAAAACAAUGUAUUAAUGACCUGUUAAACCACGGUCAGAUUGACAGCGGGUGUGUUUCAAUAGCCGUAUCAUCAUCAGGCGCAGGGACAGGAAACCCCGCACUGGUCAAAUAGUUUGUAUAAACUACCAAUCUGGAUUUAUCCGUUGCUGGGCUAAAGAUUGGGUGCCACACUAGCCUGUUCAAUAUAGCUUCUUUCCCUGUACAUUUGAUGGACGUGAUUAGAUAUUUUUCUAGACGGCUACUGUUGCUAUCGUCAUGCGAUUCUGGCUAGUCAGAAUUCUGAACUGUACAUAGUCGUGUUGAAUAACAUUCAGUGGACGUAAUGUAGCUCUGUAGAAAGAUAGUCCAAAAAUCUUUUUUUAUUUUAUUUAUUUUUUAUUUUUAUAUUACUUGUUAGAUUUACAAGAGUAUUGGUUACGUCAAAAAUGAAUAUAAUGUUUGAUAGCUAGUUAGUGCUUUAACUCAAAAUAGAAUAGCCAGCCAGCGGAAUAGCAAGGCUAAAUUGAAUUAACAGCCGAUGAUUGAAGACUGAGAACGUUGUCAUUCUGGAUCAAGAAACCUUGUCUUUAGUCUCUGGUUGGAGUAACACUCCCAAGCCAUCAUCAAUGCCUUCAGCGCUGGCCGUCUUCUCCUGCCGUCCGAAUUCACACCCUUUUCAGGAACGUCAUGUCUACCUGGACGAGCCAGUCAAGAUCGGGCGCUCUGUGGCACGAUGCCGACCCGCUCAGAACAAUGCUACGUUCGACUGCAAGGUUCUAUCAAGGAACCAUGCCCUUCUCUGGUUCGAUCACAAGACUGGCAAGUUCUACCUCCAGGACACUAAAAGCAGUAACGGGACGUUCAUCAACAGCCAGCGUCUGAGCCGGGGGUCCGAGGAAAGCCCCCCCUGCGAGGUCCUCUCUGGCGACACCAUCCAGUUUGGGGUUGACGUCACAGAGAACACGCGCAAAGUCACUCAUGGCUGCAUAGUGUCUACAAUCAAGCUGUUUCUACCUGACGGCAUGGAGGCUCGACGACGAUCAGAUGUCAUCCAAGCACCUUUACCACUUCCUGUUGAUAAGGUUGCGGCCAACACCCCCAGUAUGUACUCUCAGGAACUCUUCCAGCUCUCCCAGUAUCUGCAGGAGGCCCUACACAGGGAGCAGAUGUUGGAACAGAAGUUGGCAACGCUGCAACGCCUCCUGGCCACCACACAGGAGGCUUCAGAGAGCAGCUGGCAGGCGUUGAUAGACGAGGACCGGCUUCUCUCCAGACUAGAGGUGAUGGGCAACCAGCUGCAGUCCUACUCUAAAAACCAAACCGAGGAUGGCAUGCGUAACGAGCUGGUAGCCCUGCAGGAAGACAAACACAACUAUGAGACCACGGCCAAAGAGUCCCUGAGGAAGGUCCUACAAGAGAAGAUAGAGGUGGUCAGGAAGCUGUCAGAGGUCGAGAGAUCUCUGAGUAACACGGAGGAUGAGUGUACUCAUCUGAAGGAGAUGAACGAGAGGAACCAGGAGGAGCUCAGAGAACUGGCUAAUAAAUACAACGGGGCCAUCAACGAGAUCAAGGACCUCACUGACAAGAUAAAGCUGGCGGAGGGUCGUCAGGAGGAGUUGACUCAGAAGGGUCAGAUGGAGAAGAAGGAACUGCAGCUUUGUAUUGAUGAGCUGGAGGAGAAGGAACAGGCUCUACAGGCCCGUAUCGAGGCCUUACAGGCUGACAACGACUUCACUAACGAACGCCUCACUGCCCUGCAAGUUCGGUUAGAACAGCUGCAGGAGAAAAGCAUAAAGGACAACAACAGUUUAGGAGAUCCACCAGGAGACAAUGACAUAGACGUUGACGUCGACUUGAACCGACAGGAAGCCGUGAAACAGUUGAAAGAAGCAGUGGGCUCGUCGUUGCACAAGCUGGCCAACUUCGACGAGGUGAUCGAUGCCCACCUGCAGAACAACCAGACAGCAGAAGGAGACAGCCUUACCAGUCCUGACAGACUCAAAGUAGAAAACCUACUGGAUGCUAAGGAGUCGGACAUGUCAGAUACACUAAGCCCCAGCAAAGAUCGCAGCAGUGACGACACGUCAGACGGAAACAUGGAUGAUCAUGAGCUGAACGAGCCACAGAACAGGGUCGCCCUGCUCAAAGACGAGCUCAGUCGCGCCAACCUGGAUUCUGGGGACACAGAGCAGGUGAUUAACCACCUCCACAGAGCGCUGCUGGAGGCCCAGGAGUUGGCCAACACAGGCAAGCAGAAGUGUCUGGAGCUCCAGGCCUUACUGGAAGAGGAGAGAAUGAGUAACAGACAGCAGACUGAAGAGUCAGCCAAGCAGAUCCAGUACCUACAGAGUCAAUUGGGGAAGCUAGCGGUAGACAUGGAGGAGCUGAAGGAGCAAAGAGAGAGCAGCAUCAGCAGCACGCAGGAGGAGCUGUACUCGGCUCAGGAGAAGGUGCUAGUUCUCCACCACGCCAUGGAGGCCGCCACGGCCGAGAGGGAGCGAGACAUCGCCGCCCUGCAGAGGGACCUGGGAGGUGUCACGGCCGAGCUGGAGAAGUGGCGGCAGGCUGCGUCCAAAUACGAACAGGAGAUCAACUCCCUGCAGGCCACCUUCCAACAGCAGAGCCUGCACCAGCAGAGAGCCCUCGAGCUACAAGGGGAGUUGGAGCGUCUUCAGAAGGGCUGUUCCGGUCUGCAGCAGGAGUGUGACUGUCUCCGUUCUGAGAAGACUACCCUGGUGAACAGACUACACAGACUGGAGACUGACCUGGACAGUUCCAGGGAGCAGACUGCCAGUCUGAGCAGCAGUCUGGAGAGUCUGGAGAAGUCCCGGGGAGAGAUGCAGAGUAGACUGGGUUCACUGCAGGACCAACACCUCCAGGACGCUAACAAGCUGCAGUCACAGCUGACCCAGGCUGCUAGCAGGACACAGAGCCUGCAGAGAGAGUAUGAGGACACCCAGACCUUGCUAUCUGACCUGAGGCAGCGUUAUGAGAGGACAGAGCAGGAGAAACGAUCCAUCAACGAGGAGCUGGAACAGUGUAAAUUCAACCUCAAACUGCUGCAGGACAAGGGCAAGAAUAUUGCUUGGAGCCCCUGGAUACCAGUGGUAGCAGUGAUGGUAGCAGUGACAGCAGUGGUACUUUACCACAACUCCAAGAGCACCUCGAACUGAGGAGGCAGCGACCUAUAUAACCACACCUCCUGUACCACCUCUACCUAUCUACCAGGCCUGCCCUGGCCUCCACUCCUCCCGCCCACCUUGGCCUCCCUCAACACCCCAACCUCCCGCCCUUAUAGCCCCCUGAUCGAUCCUCCAGGGCUGCUACCCCUUUGUCUCCUUGAUUGAUAGAUGUAUUAAUUAAUUAAUUGAUUACCUCCCGUCUGGUCUAGUAGUUCCCCCACAUAAAGGCCCUCUGCUUUAAACUGUACAAAGUCAAACUGUAUAUAUAUAUAUAUAUAUAGAGAGAGAGAGAGAGAGAGAGGAAAGAAGAUGAAUACAAUUAGUCAUUUCUACCAUAGAUUAAAUACUAUAUCAGCAGUUAUUGUUUUCUGUUCGUAAUCAGUUGGAUGAUGGGAAUAUUGGUUAUUGUGUUAUCAUUAAAGUGGCCUAAACUAGGCUUUGUUUUAGUUUUUCUGAUGGGUACCAAACCUUUUCUUAUUUUCUUUGGGCUCCAGGUUGUUUUUAGAGGAGUUCCUGUGUGGUUGGUUUACCAUGUUGGGGUUGUUCACGUGCUAUUACAAAUAUAAGUUUAAUAUUGAAGCCAAAAAAUCAUCAACGUGAUUAUUUGUUAGGUUUUACAUCCCUAAUGGUCGAACCCUAUCCCUGUAUGUUGCCCUGGGCAAAGGUACUGCACUGUAUAGGAAAUAGGGUGCUGUUUUGGGAACGUCCGGCCUUCAUGAGAGACAAGGGGGUUGUUAAAGUGCCUAUUGAAACUAAACAGAAGCCAAUUCUAAACAACUAAGUUAUUGAAACCCAUCUGGUGUCUGUAGGUAACUGGGUUUAUACCGACAUGUAUCUCUGCUGAACUAUUCCGUCUUGUUUUAUCUAUGUAUUGUAAAAAAAAAAAAUAAUAAUAAUAAUAAUUAUGGACAAAAUAUUCAUCAUGUUUUAAAACAACACUACAGAAGUUGAUAUUUGGAUGUGAUACUAGGUGAGUUUUGUUAACUUUGGAGAUACGUUGACUCGAACACAGUUUAUUUGGCGUCUGAGUUUUUUAGCCACAACAAGACAUUAUGGGCACAGAACCAAACCCCUUCAGUUGAUCACGUGUUAAAGGCUGUAGUGGACUGGACCAGUAGUCUCUAAACUCUAGCCUGCUAACUCUGGAGGUUCUUGGUCCAUGUGCAGAUGGUAACCUACCCAGGGCAAACGCCGAACCUUAUAUGGUAUGACGAUGAUUAAUCUGUUGUAAAAAAUAAAUAAAUAAAAAAAGUUUAAUAUGGGCUAUGAUGGGACCAGAGUUUUUACAUCGGAUAAAAUGGGUUAAAAACUAAAAACCUCCUGACCUUUGGGUAUAUGAAAAUAUCUCAAACUGUAGCAACCUUGUAGUUGUUCGUAAGAAUUAUAUUUUAAAGAAGAGGGGGGGGGGGGGGGGGGGGGUCCUACUGUAUACACAGAGAAAGCAACAUGAUUGGACAAUAAAACUCAUAGGGCUGAGCUUGCUAUAAUGCAGGUUUGAAUCGUUUGUGGUCUUUCCCUAUGCAACUGGAGGCCUAAUGAAAAUGUACCUCAGUCUUGUCAGCUAUUGUGGUUAUUGAUUCAUUCCAGUCUAGGUAGCCUAGUCAGCCCGAGUUUGAAUGUAAAAACCAAAUUUGAUCACAUUCACAUUUUCUCAGAAACAAAAUGAGCUGUAAAUACAGGACGUUACUGCUUAAUUUUACCCUGGCCAGAGGGACUGGGCACGGUAGAGGCUAGACUGCAGCUGUCAGUAACCAACAGUUGAUCACACUGAGAUCGCUGAUAUGUUUAGGUGUAUAGGCUGCUACAUUUAUGGAAGAGUUUAUUUUUAUUUUUUUGCUUGUGUCUGUCGAGAGUGAUGUGUUGUCAUGCUUGCUCAAUAAAUACUGGAGGAAAGUGGAAAGCCUUGA